UCCCAAAUCUUCUUUGGUUCCUUCACGCGAGAAUUCCAGCCUACCACCGCCUGUGGCAGCGGCCGCUAGGGCCAGGGCCUGAUGGCUAGGUUGUGCGCUGGACCCUGCGGCGCGGCGGAGCAUGGUGACCGGGAGCCGGCAGGAAGAGGCACCGGGCGUUUCUCCUCGGCCGCCGCAUAGGCCGCUAUCGAUGCCUCCCCGUUAUUUGCCUUUGAUCUUCCGUUUCUCGUUCUGGAUCUUGAUGAUUUUGUGUUUUUUGUUGGAUGAAUCUAGUCAUUGGGUGCUGUUGCUCGCAAGCUGCUGCCAUGGAAGAUCCCGGAGGAAGAUUGACGCCAGCGGAUGCCGAUCUUGUACAGAGCGAUCGAGGAUCCCGCCCCACAGCGCUGACCUGACGGCCUACCCUGCACCUGCCAGUAGCCUCAGUCACGUGGGCGUUACAGUUCGUCUCGCCCGUCUAUACCCAGGAGGCCAGGACGCCAAAUUUCCAAAUUUCCAGAAUUGGCGGCGGUGAGGGACUGGUGGCUGGACUGCGCGCUCGGCGCCGUGGAGCAUGGUGGCCGGAGCAGCAGAUGCGGGUUCCGCAGUGGUGAUGGCUGCAGCCAUGAGACGUUAGGGUGAUCUCGGUGGGAGAUUGAGGCCAGCGCGGAUGCUGAUCUUCUCUGGAGUCCCAUGAGUGUGUGAUGCAGCAAUGGGCAUUGCUGUGGAAUCUACAUUCUUCACUUUGCAGAUUGAGCAUAAUGGCAUUUUUUGUGGACCAAGUAGCAACCUGGAGUAUGCAAGUGCUAGUGUGGAGAUUCUGGAUUAUUGCUCUGCUGCUACUUUCUCAUAUUCAUUUAUUGAGAAGCAUCUGGAAUGGUUGAGCUAUCCUGUGUGGGAGCACCACAUCUAUUGGUGUAGGCCUGGGUGCCUAUUGUCAGAAGGACUGGUGCCAAUUAGAGGAGAUGUUGAUGUCCAGUACAUGAUCACAGCAAGUGCAGACCAUAAGGUGAUGGAGAUAUUGAUUGACCAUUCAUACUUUAUUCAGAUAUGCAGGCAUGAUGUCAUAUAUACAAUGCCCAGCUCAGUGUCCAGAUCAUUGGUUGAAAUUGUUCUCUCUGAGAAAGAAGCUAGUGGAAGUCAGCACAUGGAAGUUUCAGUUCAAGCAGCAGAGACAUCAAGUGCAAACUUGCAAAUUGCAGUUUCAGAGCAAGCAGAGAUAGUAGGAGAAUUGACAGAUUCAGACUUUAGUGAUAGUGAUUUCAGCAUUGAUGAGGGAGAUGAUGAUCUCUUUGAUGAGUACAUUGAUUUUUGUGUGGAUGAAGAGGAACCAGAAGAGAUAGAUGAUGAGCCUGAAUAUGUACUUGAGGAUGAGGACCUUGAUUUGUCAAGAGAAGAAGAAGAUAACCUGAAAUACAAGUUCAGUGCUUUCAAUGCAAAGGUGGACAUGGACUCUCCUAUAUUCACAGUAGGCAUGGUCUUUGCAGAUGUCAAGCAACUGAGGCAAGCUCUGAAUGCAUAUUCAAUAAGGAAUAGAGUUGAGAUCAAGAAGGUAAAGAAUGAAAAAACCAGAUUGGAGGCAGUGUGCAAGCCUGGUUGUCCAUGGCUUCAGAAAGCUGGAUUGGACAAUAGGAUAGGAGGCUUUGUGAUAAAGGUUUAUGCUGCAGUCCACAAGUGUCAUAAUCUUGUAACUUGUUGAUUUUGCUGAAUUUUGCACCUGAGGCAUCUUGUAUUCAGUUAGAACCAUUUUACUGAAUUUUGC
Triticum dicoccoides is the source of this 1738-nucleotide messenger RNA. RefSeq lists its product as uncharacterized. Lineage: Eukaryota; Viridiplantae; Streptophyta; Magnoliopsida; Poales; Poaceae. The coding region runs from base 689 to 1675 and encodes 328 amino acids. The record is from RefSeq and is a predicted model, not a curated record. The transcript has 4 exons.